Molecule: messenger RNA, 264 nt
Organism: Geodia barretti
Lineage: Eukaryota; Metazoa; Porifera; Demospongiae; Tetractinellida; Geodiidae
Source: the annotation of a GenBank genome assembly
GCUUGCGAGGGCUUCUCUGUGGCCGUACACAACCGACACCUAGGGGACUCGCUCCGUAAAGUUCACGGUUGCUCGAACCAGGUGUUGUUCAACAAUGCAGGAUAUGAUCCUGACUCUCUUUUUUUUACAACUUGUAUAGUUGUCAGUGUUGCUCAACAACAUCGAUGCCUUUAAUAGGAAACCUUGUGCAUUUGAUAAUCAUAACCUGAACAAGUAAGACACUACAAACACUAGUGAAUUAGUUAUCGUGCAUUUGCAAGGGUG